AUGAAUGCUCAACCGUGGAAAUUAACAAUUCAGAAAGUUUCACAAUCGUUAGAGGAAUGGGUUUUGCGCGAAUUAUUUACGGAUAAAGAGCAAUGCAUAAAUGAGGGCAUGCUUUGGGAUAUUAUUGUCAAAUGGGCAAUUGCACAAAAUGAUUUGAAACCUUAUAUGAAAGCGGAUGAAUGGACGAUGGGAGAGUGUAAAAAGAUAAAAGACAGGAUAAACAGAUUCUUGUAUUUGAUUAGAUUUUCGGAUAUCUCAAGAAAUGAUUUCGUGGAAAAAGUUUUACCUUAUAAAAGAAUAUUAAUGAACAAUGACGAACUAAUAGAGAACAAUGAUGCAUUAAAGUAUUAUCUAAAUGAACAAUUUAUUAAGCAUAAUGAUAAAUCAAGACUCAGUUCACCGUUAUUUUUCUCUCGAUUAUCGAAUCCAUUAUCCGCGUCGACAUCAUCAUCUCUACAUAUACCGAGAAUUAAACUUCAAGAUUCCGUGAUCAUAAACCAUACGCAUGCCACACAAAUUGCAAAGUGGAUUCUCUCUUCCUCGAAAAAGUCCAAAAGAAAUUCUUUUGGCGCUACGACCAUAAAUGAAUCUAAAAAAUCUUUAUUUCGAUUCACAAAUCGUCGUUCAUCCGCAGAUAACAUAAAACAAACGCAAUUUCAUUUCAAGUUAUUGUAUCGGAAAAGUGCAAAUGUAUUUCUUAAUUAUCAUACGAAAUGUGAUAAUCAAGGGCCAACUUUAGUUGUGGCUAAAGUACACGGGAAAAAGACUGUGGUAGGCGGCUAUAGUCAUAUUGGAUUGAGCCCACUCAAUACGGAGAUUGAGGAUCUAGAAGGUGCAAAAAUGGACAAUUGUGUAAUGUCGCGAAUUCUUGGUGGUUACGCUAAAUACGCGAUACGAAACACACAAAAUGGUCCACGUUUUGGUGUACAUGAUUUAGAACUAGAUAUUCGGGAAACAAAAGACGACAGACUACAAAAAUGUCAUGCUUUUCCAGUGUGUUAUGAACGAGCAGUGUUGAACAUGAGGGAAUUUACAAUUGAUGAAUGUGAAGUGUUCCAGGUUUUAAAAGUUUGA
Ambispora leptoticha is the source of this 1074-nucleotide messenger RNA. The record is from the annotation of a GenBank genome assembly. NCBI's taxonomy places the organism in Eukaryota, Fungi, Glomeromycota, Glomeromycetes, Archaeosporales, Ambisporaceae.